Molecule: messenger RNA, 1485 nt
Organism: Polypterus senegalus (gray bichir)
Lineage: Eukaryota; Metazoa; Chordata; Cladistia; Polypteriformes; Polypteridae
Product: vimentin-like
Exons: 3
Coding region: 27-1265 (412 amino acids)
Biological process (GO): intermediate filament organization
Cellular component (GO): cytoplasm; plasma membrane; axon
Molecular function (GO): structural constituent of cytoskeleton
Source: RefSeq, a predicted model, not a curated record
CAGAUUUGAACAUUUCGACAGCGGCCAUGAGGAGCACUUCCUAUUCCCAGAAGACCUUGACAGUAAGUGGAUCCAGCAGAAUGAGAGUACAAAGCCCCUCUCCUUCCCGCUGUGGUGCAGCUGGCUUCCGCUCUCUUUCUUCCGACUCCCGCAGAGGCCGUUCGGGUUUCCAGGGCACUGCUAUUGAGGUGGGCACAGAGAUCCACCAACACCAUGCCAAUGAAAAGGAGGAGAUGCAAGAGCUGAACGUUCGCUUUGCUGGUUACAUAGAGAAGGUACAAGCCCUGGAACAGAAGAAUGCUGCCCUGCAGGCCCAACUGGCAGACCUACAAGCUCGUUUCAAAGGGGGCCCUAGUGGUAUUGGGGAGGAAUACGAGCAGAAAUUUAAAGAAAUCAAGGAGCUUAUUGAAACACUGACCAAUGAAAAGGGAACAGCAGACAUUGAAAGGGGAUACAUUGAGGAGGAGAUCGAGUCCUGGAGGAUAAAAUAUGAUGAGGAGCUUCAGCUCAAAGAAGAAGCAGAGCUGACUCUUCGACAGUUCCGAGAAGACAUUGACAAUGCAACUCUGCAGAAAGCUGAUCUUGAGAAAAGAGUGGAGCAGCUGGUGUCAGAAAUUGAAUUUAUGAAGAAACUCCAUGAUGAAGAAGUAGCUGAUCUUCUGAAACAAAUUGAAGACUCAAAAGUUACCGUAGAUAUAGAUGCUAGCAGACCAGACCUGGCAGCCUACUUACGCAACAUGCGAGUUCAGAUUGAACAGCUUUCUGCCAAGAACAUUCAGGAUGCAGAAAAAUGGUACAAGAGUAAGUUCAAUGCCUUAAAAGAACAUGCUGGCAAACACGAAGAACAACUGAAGGUCAUGAAAGAUGAAAUUUCUGUCUAUCAGUCUCAAAUCUCGGACCUACAAAACCAGAUCGACAACUUAAGGGGCCGAAACAAUGCCCUUCAACAGCAGCUAGAUGAUAUGGAAGACAAUCACCUGGAGAAGGUUGCUAACCUGCAGGAUGUCAUUGCACAGCUAGAGUGCCAGCUCUGCGACACCAAGACAGAAAUGUCUAAAUACAUGCAAGACUACCAAGAGCUGCUUCACAUUAAACUAAAGCUGGAUGCUGAAAUUGCAACUUACAGGAAGCUUCUAGAAGGAGAAGAGCUGAGACUGGGGAUUGCAUCCGGAAGUGAUGCAGCUGAAGGACUAACAAAAGAAGAACGAACCACUUCUGUAACUCGUACAGUUGAAAGCCACACUGAAACAAAAGUGACAGCCUGAGCAGACCCUUCAAAUGAAAGCUCACCUCCUGAAGAGGCAUCAAGUGUUAGUCAACAUUUAUGAACAGUCUGUGUAGUUUUAAUUAAGUUCCAGUUGCAUUUAAGCAUGAUGCUCUGGGUAAAAAUAAAAUGUUUUAAUUUCAAUGUAUACUUCAUAACGUAACAAGGAAGGAUACCAACCUCUAUCUGCAUAUCCCGAGCACUAGAAUGUAACCCUGUUA